This is a messenger RNA of Apis laboriosa (Himalayan honeybee), 1805 nucleotides long. RefSeq names its product NEDD8-activating enzyme E1 regulatory subunit (gene APP-BP1). Gene Ontology annotation, biological process: protein neddylation; DNA damage response; protein ubiquitination. The transcript has 9 exons. Gene Ontology annotation, cellular component: nucleus; cytoplasm. The record is from RefSeq and is a predicted model, not a curated record. The coding region runs from base 119 to 1735 and encodes 538 amino acids. NCBI's taxonomy places the organism in Eukaryota, Metazoa, Arthropoda, Insecta, Hymenoptera, Apidae. Gene Ontology annotation, molecular function: NEDD8 activating enzyme activity; ubiquitin activating enzyme activity.
AUAUAAUUUUAGAAACUAUUUAAUUUUGAUCGAUGAAAAUAUUUUAAUUUAUUUUACAUUACAAAAUUGAUUCAUUUGUAUUGAUUCGUGCAAGUUUAUAAGUAUAAGAUUUAUCCUUAUGGCAUCACCAGCACCAAAAUCGCCAGAACAAUCUGAAAGAAAUAGAAAAUAUGAUAGACAAUUGAGGUUAUGGGGUGAUCAUGGUCAAGCUGCAUUAGAAGGAGCACAUAUUUGUGUAAUAAAUGCUACAGGCCUUGGUACAGAAAUUUUAAAAUCUGUAGUCUUACCAGGUAUUGGAGCGUUUACAAUUGUAGAUGGCAAGAAAAUUACUAAUGAAGAUAUCGGUGCAAAUUUUUUUUUAGAAGCAGACAGUUUAGGAAAAUCAAGGGCACAAGUAGCAACACAAAUGCUUUUAGAGCUAAAUUCAGAUGUUAGAGGUGAUUAUAUAGACGAGGAACCUGAACAAAUUUUAUGUAAUAGUCCAGAUUUUUUUAAUAAUUUUACCGUUGUCGUAGCCACUUCUUUAUCAGAAAAAUCUUUAAUUCUUCUGUCGCAAAGACUUUGGGAAUUAAAUAUACCUUUAAUAGUAUGUAGAAGUAUAGGAUUUAUCGCAUAUAUGAGAAUUCAAGUAAAAGAACAUACGAUUAUAGAAACACAUCCAGAUAAUGAAAUUCCAGAUUUACGUUUAGACAAGCCAUUUGAGAUAUUAAAAAAACAUUUUGAUACCAUAAACUUAGAUGAACUGAGUUUUAAAGAUCAUUCUCAUAUACCAUACUUAGUUAUAUUAUAUAAAUUUCUAGAAAAAUGGACUUUACAUAAAAAGGAUUUACCUAAAACUUAUAAAGAAAAACAUCAAUUAAAAGAAAUGAUAAAAGAGGCAAUGAGAAGAGAUGAGAAUGAUACUGCGAAUAGCGAAGAAAAUUUUGAAGAAGCUGUUAAAGCUGUUAAUACAUGUGUGGGACAUACUGAGAUUCCAGAUAAUGUGAUGAAUAUUCUUAAUGAUGAUCAAUGUAUUAAUCUAACAGCUAAGAGCAGUUCAUUUUGGAUUAUAGCAAAAGCGGUAAGGGAUUUUGUUGAAAAUGAAGGAGCUGGAUUAUUACCAUUAAAAGGUACUUUACCAGAUAUGACUGCGGAUACUGAGAAAUAUAUAACGCUUCAGCAAAUUUAUUACAAACAAGCGAUAGCUGAUGCAGAAUCAGUAUGGCGACGUACAUUGCAAUUAUUACGACAAUUAGGAAAAUCGUCUGAUUCUAUUUCCGAAAGAGAUGUUAAAUUGUUUUGCAGACAUGCUUCGAAUAUACACGUAGAAAAAGGAACGUGUAUCGCGGAUGAAUAUGAUUCUAAAACUUUUGAUACAAGUGAUAUAGUGCAAAGUUUAGAAAAUCCAGAAAGUAUGAUGAUUUAUUAUGUUGUUCUUAGGGGGGUUGAAAAAUUUCAAGCAGAAUAUAACUCGUAUCCUGGAGAGUUUGAUGAUCAAGUAGAACCUGAUAUUGUUAAGCUUAAAGCAUGCAUAACAAAAUUAUUAAACGAAUGGGGAUGUGGACCAUUGGUAAAAGAUGAUUAUGUCCAUGAAUUUUGUCGAUUUGGUGGAGCAGAAUUGCAUUCUGUAUCAGCAUUUUUAGGUGGCCUUGCAGCUCAAGAAGUUAUAAAAUUUGUUACAAAUCAAUAUAAACCAGUUCAUAAUACCUUUAUAUAUGAUGCGGUAACGUCGAAUUCUGGAAUAUUUUUCUUUUAAUAUUAAAUAGUAAAUUAAAAUUACAUUGCUGUAUAAAAUAAAAAUAUACAAUUUUAUAGUUUACACAUCA